Molecule: messenger RNA, 771 nt
Organism: Entrophospora candida
Lineage: Eukaryota; Fungi; Glomeromycota; Glomeromycetes; Entrophosporales; Entrophosporaceae
Source: the annotation of a GenBank genome assembly
AUGACCAUACUAUCCCAAGUAAAUAGGUUAUGUAUAUCUCCUGAUAAAAGAUAUCUUGCGGCAGCAGGAAAUCAACAUAUUCGUUUGUAUGAUAUUGUUAGCACAAACCCAAAUCCGGUUGCUACAUUUGAAGGCCACACGGGGAAUGUGACAGCUGUUGGAUUUCAUUGUGAGGGGAAAUGGAUGGUUUCAGGGACCACAUCAGUUCAACGUAAUUACGAUCAUAAAGCUCCUGUGAACGAUGUAGCUAUUCAUCCAAAUCAAGGUGAAUUAUUUUCUUGUGAUCAAAAAGGAAGCAUCAGGGUCUGGGAUUUGGGCGAAAAUAGUUGUACUCAUCAAUUAGAACCUGAAGAAGAUGUCCCUCUACGUUCUGUUACUGUUGCAAUAGAUGGUUCUAUGUUUGUUGCAGCCAAUAACAAAGGCAAUUGUUAUGUAUGGAAAAUGUCAAAUCCUAGAGAUUCUACAAAUCUACAACCGGUCACUAAAUUCUCUGCUCACAAAAAAUAUAUAACUCGAUGUUUGUUAAGUCCUGAUGUUAAACAUUUGGCAACUUGUUCUGCAGAUACAACUGUUAAAAUAUGGUCAACUGUAAAUCAUGAUUUUAAAUUGGAUAAGGAAUUAAAAGGUCAUCAAAGAUGGGUUUGGGAUUCAUCAUCUGAUCAUGUAGCUCGUCUAUGGGAAUUACAAAAGGGAGAAACAAUAAGACAAUAUAAUGGACAUCAUAAAGCUGCAGUUUGUGUUGCUCUUAAUGAUUUAUCUAUCGGAAGUUAA